This is a messenger RNA of Trichobilharzia szidati, 252 nucleotides long. NCBI's taxonomy places the organism in Eukaryota, Metazoa, Platyhelminthes, Trematoda, Strigeidida, Schistosomatidae. The record is from the annotation of a GenBank genome assembly.
AUGAAAUUCAUCAGCACAGAAUGCUGUCAACGUGAUCAGUUAUUUAAACAAAUUCUACCAGAACUCAGGAGGUUAUUCAAUGAAAUUAAUCAAUUCUUUGAAAUUGGUAAAUCAAUUUCUCAGCAAAUUGUAUCAUCUAAAGUGGAUAAAAUGCUGGCUUUACCAUCGAGUGAAAAUGUUGACGUUCAUCAGGAGAACAACAACAACAACGAUGGAGAUAAUAAUGAUGACGUUUGUAAAUGUCAAAAUUGA